Molecule: messenger RNA, 2032 nt
Organism: Parasteatoda tepidariorum (common house spider)
Lineage: Eukaryota; Metazoa; Arthropoda; Arachnida; Araneae; Theridiidae
Source: RefSeq, a predicted model, not a curated record
AUGAUUAGUGAUUACAGUGCUUGGAAUAAUAAAUCUUGGAAUAAAAUUCUUAACAGAAAAACUGAAGUUUCUGAACCAGUAGAUCUUUCGGAUGAAAAUUAUGAAAUUGUUGCUGAAAUUUUGAAUGAAAAUCUGAACUCCACAGACGAAGAGGAAGAAGUAAGGGAUCAAGUUCAAGAUAGUGGACCUUCUCAUAUAGAAGCCUAUAGCUCUCUGGCAAACCUGGCAAAGUUGCCUUCUUUUGCUGAACCCAUACCAAAUGUUACUGCUGCAGUAGGAAGAGAAGCCGUUUUGCAAUGCACAAUUGAUGAUUUAGAUUCUUUUAAAGUUGCCUGGGUAAAAGUAGAUACUGAAACUUUACUAAGUUUCCACACUCAUGUUGUACCUAGAGACAGUCGCCUGAAGGUCACGAAUAGCAACAGUGAUCGGCAGUGGUUCCUACAUAUCAAAAACUUAAAUGUGUCUGACCGUGGAAUUUAUAUGUGCCAAAUUAACACAGAACCAAUGAUUAGCCAAGAAGGGUACUUGGAUGUCACUGUUCCGCCGUCCAUUGUUGAAGAUGAGACAAGUACAGAUUUAACAGUUGAUGAAAGGUCCAGAGUCAGCUUAAGGUGCAAGGCAUCAGGAUAUCCAACGCCAAGAGUUGUAUGGAGAAGAGAAGAUGGUAAAGAAAUUAAUCUCGGACCAAUGGGUGCCCAGAAGAGUAGCUCAGUGCUUCGAAUGGAAGGGGAAUUUUUAAAUUUAACUCAAGUUACAAGAGAAGAUAUGGGAGCUUAUUUAUGUAUUGCAUCAAAUGGUAUUCCACCAUCAGUCAGUAAAAGAAUUCUAUUACAAGUGAAUUUUCAACCAAAAAUUCGAGUUAGUAACCAAAUGGUAGGAGCAGCACUAGGCAGUGACGUUUUACUUGGAUGUCGUUUGGAAGCAUCCCCUCGUCCACUGACGUCAUGGAUAAGAAAUGAUGGAAUCAUACUUCUAAAUAACAAAAAAUAUGAAAUCUCAGAAGUUGCUGAAUCUUACAGGAUCCACAUGCAGUUAAAGAUUAAAAAUUUGGAUGAGAAAGAUUAUGGUCACUACAAGUGUGUUGCCAAGAAUACCUUAGGCGAUAAAGAAGGAUUCGUCAGAUUAAUAGAAAUAAGUCCCCCAACAAGUAGUCCCUUUUCAACUCAAUCCCAUGAAUUUUACGUCCCUAUUCAAAGAGGCUCCACUGCUACAUCCAGUGAGUCAAAUUUAAAGAAAGCUUACGGGAUACCAGCUCCUAACUCAUUAAGAGAUGAAUCUCAGAGUUUAUCAUCAGAUAAGCAAUUGAGACAAGGUAAAGAUGAAGGGACAUCAGAUCAUGAUCAGUCACACCGUAAGAUGUACCCAACACAAAGAAGCCCUACAGAUACAAGUAAUACGUGCCAAACACUAGCUUCUUCACUUACUACUUUGCUAGUUAUUAGCAUAGCAAUUUUACAGUUUGCUAAAUCGUCUAAUUGAAGAAAACCACGCAUGGUUUUUUCUUGCUCUUGCAGGAAAUGUAAAUGUACAGUUACUGCUGAUCUAUGCUUUAAAAAUGUUGUAAAAAUCGUGUAAGAUAUAACAAUGUUUAAAAUUAUGUAAAUUACGAUUGACGUGUAAGUAGCAAUACCUAAAUAACAAUAUUUUGGAAGGUGAGGUAUUGAUAUGCCGUAUAGAAAGUUUUGAAUAAUGAAGGAAAAUGUUGCUUGGAAAUAAUUAUAAUUUUAUUUCCUUUUUAACUUCCCCUCCAUGAAAUAUUUCACGUUUUUUUUUUUGCUUUCCUUUACGUUAUUUAUUUUUACAUUUCAAGAAACAUAAUUUGAAAUUCUCUGUUUAUAUUUAUGUGUCUAAUAUAUUUUUCUAUACGUUUGAAAGUAUAUCUGAAUACUUUUCUGAAGAAAAGUAAAGUAGUGCAUUUCAUUUUCGUAUUAAACAUCUAAAUUAAUUAGAGCAGCUGAAAUACACUUAGUUACUUUAAAAAGUUAAAUUUUCAUUCAUAAUUUAAAAAUUUUAAUAUUAAAUAAAUAUGGUA